Molecule: messenger RNA, 729 nt
Organism: Cyanidioschyzon merolae strain 10D
Lineage: Eukaryota; Rhodophyta; Bangiophyceae; Cyanidiales; Cyanidiaceae
Exons: 1
Coding region: 1-729 (242 amino acids)
Biological process (GO): coenzyme A biosynthetic process
Cellular component (GO): phosphopantothenoylcysteine decarboxylase complex
Molecular function (GO): FMN binding; phosphopantothenoylcysteine decarboxylase activity
Source: RefSeq, a predicted model, not a curated record
AUGCGUGCACAGGCUCGUGAAGCCAACCAGAACAGUGACAGCACUCCGAGUGCACCACGUUCAGCGGUUGCAACCACCCUGCAAGGACGCUGUGUCGUCGUGGGCGUAACCGGUUCCGUUGCCGCGCUACGCUCUUUGGAGCUUGUGGAAGCGUUGCGGGCUCGCAGGGCAAACGCGCUGGUUGUCGCAACCGCCAACGGACUGCGCUUUCUCGGCCAGGCGGCAGCCGAGUAUUCUGGUGCUGCGUCAGCGCUAGCACCUGCUGAUCUAGUAGCGUUCUUUCGCGAGCGAGGCGUUUCGCUUUUCACGGACGAGGACGAGUGGCGCAGCUGGGCGAAAAUCGGGGACCCCGUGCUUCAUAUUGAGAUUCGACGUCAGGCGGAUAUCUUGGUUGUUGCGCCAGCAUCCGCAAACGCGCUUGCGAAACUGGCGUACGGCAUCUGUGACAACUUGCUGUUGUGCGUUGCGCGAGCGUGGGAACUUGGCUCCAAACCCGUUCUGGUUGCGCCCGCAAUGAACACGGCCAUGUGGCAUCAUCCGGUAACAACGGAACAUUUACAAUUACUGGUCAAGCGAGGGACGCACAUCAUUGAGCCGACGGUGAAAAUGCUUGCCUGUGGUGACACCGGAGUGGGGGCAAUGGCCAGCGUCGACACCAUCGUUCGAGCGAUAGAGGACCAGCUCACGGGAGCGGUGUCGGGUGCAGCGUCGAGCGCACCAACGACGUAG